Messenger RNA from Octodon degus (degu), 2378 nucleotides. RefSeq names its product mitotic spindle positioning (gene Misp). The transcript is spliced from 5 exons. The record is from RefSeq and is a predicted model, not a curated record. NCBI's taxonomy places the organism in Eukaryota, Metazoa, Chordata, Mammalia, Rodentia, Octodontidae. The coding region runs from base 119 to 2191 and encodes 690 amino acids.
CCGUGGGGCCCUGCUCCCUGGCAGCAGAAGGGCGGAGCUGCGCCGGAGGCUACGGGGAACCAAGUGAACCUGGAGGUCUCCGCCCACAGGAGAAAGGUCAGCCGAUACCCGUGAGGAGAUGGACCGCAUGACCAGAUACCCCAUCUUUAGUGACCCACACUCAGCUCAUGUCACUGGGCUGGCCCUGGAUGGGGAUGCCCGUUACAGGAUUGAGCUGGUGGGUGUGGGUCCAGAGGACAAUGGCUGGGUUUGGGACAAGCCCCAAUCUUUGCCUACAGACUGGGAGGCUGAAGUGGACAGGACAAAGACACAGGUGUUCCACAGCAAGCACGCUGUCCUCGGCCACCCAGUGAAGGACAGAGAGGAGGAGGUGAAGGUUUACCUACUGCACACCAGCCACGGCCUCCCCAGGCAGUCACAGGACCUGGAGCGUGAGCGCUGGGCAGUCAUUCAGGGGCAGGCAGUCAGGAAAGGCAGCACAGUGGCCACGCUUCGUGGAACCACUGACCACCAGGACCCCGGGCCACCCGGCCACCAUCAGUCCAGUCCCCUAGAGGAGGAAGGCAUGAUCGACAGGGAGCAGAUUGACUUCCUGGCAGCAAGGCAGCGCUUUUUGAGGCUGGAACAGGCAAGCACUAAUGAAGCCUCAUACUCCCAGAGUCCCCGGGCCAGAGGAUCGCCAGCACGUGCCCAACUGGGGUUCAUCCAGGCCUCCAAGGCCUCAAAGGAGCCUCAGCUGGCCAAUGGGUAUGUUGUUCCUGCCACAGCCCAGGACAAGGACAAGGUCGUCAUGGUAGAGAAGAGGGCUCAUGGGUUUUUUGCUGGACCCAGCAUCCAAGCCACGGACAGCUCUGGCUCCUGGUCCCCAGCCACUAACAACUCCAGCUCCCGGUCCCAAGCCGCCAAGGAUUCUUAUAGCUUCCAGUUUCAAGAUGCAGAUGGCCCCAGCUUCAAAUCCCAAACAACAGAUGUCUCCCACCUCUGGUCCCAACCCAUGGAGGACCUUACUUCCUGGUCCCCAGAGCUCCCCAAAGAGACACCCAUUGAGCGGGAGAUCCGGUUAGCCCAGGAGCGUGAGGCAGACCUGCGGGAGCAGAGGGGACUUGGGCGGGAAGCUGGCCACCAGGAGCUGGUGGAGAUCCUCACCCGACCAGUGCUGAACAAAGUUAGCCUGACCGAGGCCCCACGGAGGGACCGGGGCCGCCCUUCCCUCUACGUGCAGCGCGACAUGGUGCAGGAGACCCAGCGUGCGGAGAGCCACCGGCGGAUGGGACUGCAGGCCAGUGGGCCGUCUACACCUGACUGGGUGUCUGAGGACCCACAGCCUGCACUUGAGGAGAAACUGAGCUCAGACUCCAUCCUCAGCUCCAUGCCAGAUGCCCGGGCAGCUGACAGGGCUCCAGAGCCAAGGAAGGUGAACCGUAUUCCCCUUGAUGCCUACCAGCCAUACCUGGGCGGCGGGAUCCCCCAGCCAGAGUUCUCACAAUUCUGGGGCUACUGCAAGCCUAACGGUCCCCGCACGGCAGAGGCCAAGCCUUCGGGCUCUCCAAAGUCUGCAGGCAUUCAGAGGCUUCUGUCUGAAUCCUCUGGAAAACCUGUGAGCACAAAGUCCCCCGGGGGACACCCUGAAGCCACCGGGAUCGUGGUGACACGGGAGCACUUCCGCCUGCGACCUCUGCAGUUCAGGGUCCCGGAAGUGCAGCGUCAGGCUGAGACUCCCCAUGUCUGGGGCUGGGAGGAGGCUGGGGGCCCCUCAUUGAAGCUGAAGAGGUCCCAGUCAUCCGAUCUGCUGGAGAGGGAGGUGGAGGAUGUGCUGCGCAGGGAGCGGGAGGUGGAGGAGCAGCGGAGGAACGCUUUCUUCCCCGAAGUCUUCUCCCCAACGCCAGAAGAUGAGGACUGUGAGCGAGGCUCGAGGAGCUCCUCCAGGGCAUCUGGCAUCACAGGCAGCUACUCUGUGUCUGAGUCACCCCUGUUCACCCCCGUCCACCUGCACUCAGGCCUGGUAUGGACUGCGGAGAGCCCAAUAGACGAUGCCUCUGGACACAGGAUGAAGGGACAGUGGUAUGCAGGCAUCAACCCCUCGGACGGGAUCAACUCCGAGAUCCUGGGAGCCACCCGGGUGACCCGCCACAAGAAUGCCAUGGCCAGGCGCUGGGAGGCUGGCAUCUACAACAGCGAGGAUGAGGACUGAGCCCACAAUAGCCAGCUGGGCCCUUGCUGCCCUGCGGACACUACCAGGACACCAAGGAGCCCCUGCCUGCCGCCCACAUGGUCUCCAUGUAAAAUCCCAAUCUAAGAACCCAGGUUCAACAGCCAUGGAUCAUGACCAGUACAUUUUAUACUUUUUUUUUUUUUUUUUCCCCACUGGAAAUUGAACU